Rhizophagus irregularis DAOM 181602=DAOM 197198 is the source of this 834-nucleotide messenger RNA. NCBI's taxonomy places the organism in Eukaryota, Fungi, Glomeromycota, Glomeromycetes, Glomerales, Glomeraceae. The record is from RefSeq and is a predicted model, not a curated record.
GAAAACAUAUUAAUAACCGAGAAUCUAGAACCAAAAUUUCAAAUUUUGAAUAUACUUAUGCCUUACAGGCAAACACUUCUGACAUCAGAAAAUUUUACAAAUCAUUCGCUGGUUAGCUCCUGAGAAAAUGAAUUCAAAAAAGGUGAAGAAGGAAAUGUUCCUUAUACUACACAAUGUGAGAUAUUUAGUUUUGGUAUGUUAUUUUGGGAAUUGGCUUCCAUAUAGAGAUAUGAAAAUUUCUGAAAUUCAAAAACAUGUAUUAAGUGGUAAAAGAGAACAUUUAAGUUCAUAUGGAGUUGAGGAAGAAUAUGGCAACAUUAUUAAAGCUGCUUGGCUAUCAGACCCAUCUCUUCGUCCAGAAUUAAGUUAUUUAUUCGAUGUUCUUGAAUUUCAGAAGACUCAAAUAGAGGUCUAAACCCAAAAAAUGAAAUUGAGGUAGCACCUGUUGAUUUGUGACCAGAUACACCAGAAAUAGGUUUGAAUCAAAUUAUUUCUCCAAUGAUGAAACUUGGAGAUGGAAUAACGGCCCAAUAAUAAAGGAUAUCGAGAGAAAGCAUAUGAUUGUUUUGUAAAACAUGCUGAAAUUAGUAAUAAAGUUGCAAAAUAUUGGUUAGGUUAUUAUUAUUCGGAGGGUUAUGUAGUUGAAAAAAUUUAAAGCAGUUGAGUUAUAUAAAGAAACUGCAGAUGGUGGAGUUCCUGAUGCCCAAUUAAGACAUGCGUUUGCUUUACCACGUAAAUUUAAUGUAAAUGAAUUUGUAAGGUAUUUAACCAUGGCUGCUGAUAAUGGAAAUACUGCAGCUCAAUUUAACUUGGUGAUUUAUAUUUCAAUGGAAA